CUUUGCAUCUUUACGCAACACAAUACACACUACAUUUUACAAGGGAAAAAAGAAAGAAGAGAAAGUGUGAAAACCCUAGUUGAAAGCAGAGAAAGGCCUAAGAUAUCGAAGAUGCCAUUGAAAGUGUUGGAAGCUACAAUCUCAAGCUUUAAUGGGGUAUUCGACAAGUUCAAAUCAGAAGCCCCAAAAAACAAAGCUAAUUUCAUCCUUUUCUUGGCUGAUAUCGACCCUGCUACUUCUCAGAGCUGGUGCCCUGAUUGUGUGAGAGCUGAACCUGUCAUCUACAAGAAGCUGGAAGCAUGCUCUGAUGAUGUAGCACUUUUAAAAGCCUAUGUUGGAGAUAGGCCCACAUGGAGGAACCCUCAGCAUCCUCUAAGGAAUGACUCACAGUUUAAGCUCAAAGGUGUCCCUACAUUAAUCCUUUGGGAGGACGAUGUGAUCAAAGGUCGCCUUGAAGACCACGAGGCUCAUGUUGAACGCAAGAUUGAUGCCCUUCUUGCUAAAAAUUAAGUAAUAACGAUUGCUGAGGGAACUUCAAUAAUAAGGAUUUUAUGUUUCCGUAGUUUAAGAUCAUCCUGCACUUGAACCAAGCUGAUUGCAGUGGUAUAAAAACUAAAAGCUGUGAAAUGCUUUACUAUGGCAUAAUUCUCAGAUGGAUAUACAACAAAUAAAUAAAAGUUUAGACUUAAUAUUA
This is a messenger RNA of Daucus carota subsp. sativus, 694 nucleotides long. Its product is annotated as thioredoxin-like protein Clot. Gene Ontology annotation, cellular component: cytosol. The coding region runs from base 112 to 510 and encodes 132 amino acids. The record is from RefSeq and is a predicted model, not a curated record. Gene Ontology annotation, molecular function: protein-disulfide reductase [NAD(P)H] activity. The transcript is spliced from 2 exons. Lineage: Eukaryota; Viridiplantae; Streptophyta; Magnoliopsida; Apiales; Apiaceae.